Molecule: messenger RNA, 1076 nt
Organism: Gracilinanus agilis (Agile Gracile Mouse Opossum)
Lineage: Eukaryota; Metazoa; Chordata; Mammalia; Didelphimorphia; Didelphidae
Gene: CCDC24
Product: coiled-coil domain containing 24
Exons: 8
Coding region: 1-999 (332 amino acids)
Source: RefSeq, a predicted model, not a curated record
AUGACCCAAGUCCCCCAGUCCCUAUGGGGGCUGGUGGAGGAGCACGUUCAACCCCCUGAGCGGGCCGAGGUGAAGAGGAUCCUGGGCGAGGACGUGGUAGACCUGAGCUUGGAGCUGCGAGCGGAGGUGGAGAUUCUGGAGGCCCUUCUGGAGGAGGAGCGCAAGGCCGGCUGCCCUAGCUCCGCCUCCAGUCCCGUCCCCUGUUCAUUGCUGACCCCGCCCCCGCCCAUGCGGGACCUGGUGAGAGGGGAGCUCCGGCUGCUGCUGCUCAGUCUUCGCCACAAGGCGGAGCUGGAGGGCAGAGAUUCGGCCAAGGCAUGGGCCUGCUACAGCCCCAGAGUGCUACACUUUGCCCUUGGAGACCCCUGGGACAGUGUCGGGGGUGAGCUGGAGGCCCAGCUCCCAGGAUCCCCGGGCCUCAGGAGUCUCUCUCGACUGAGGAACUGCAGCCCAGACUUCAGUGCAAUCAAGGAUUGCCUCAACGUGGCCAACAUUGACCGGGUCAUCCAUCAUCUCCGGACCCUCCUGAAGGAGGAGUGCCAUGCUCUGGAAAGAGAAAUCAAAGCCCUGCAGCACCGUCUGGAAGAUGCACACAGCUCGGCAGCAGAACCCCCUGUGAUGAUGCUGGAGCCCACCCUGGCAGAAUUGAAAGAGCAGAAGAGAGCCAUGAAACAGGAGCUGCUGGAGCCCCUGAUCCCCCGAUCCCUUUGUCAGAGUUCAUGGCGGAACAAGCCCCCUGCUGCUAGCCAGCAAGGACUGGGCAGGCAGAGGAUGUACUCCGGCAAGGGCCAGGAGCUGCCCUUUUCUGGACAACAGCCCCAGGAGCCCAAGACCUGUAGCCUGCUGCCGCCCCUCACCCCUUCUCACACCCCGAUACCCCCUCAACCCCGGGCCUCAGGCACCUCCUACCACCAGAAUCGCUGGGGCCGCCGCCUCCAGUGUCAUCCUUGCAAAGGGCCCCUGACCAGUGCGGGGCCUCACACUGGGACCCCCUCCUGAUGGCUGUCGCCGGGGACCCAGGAGCCGGGAUGGGGAAUAAAGGUCCCCGCACUCGAGCCAGAGCUGUACGUGUCUGU